Molecule: messenger RNA, 1791 nt
Organism: Rotaria sp. Silwood2
Lineage: Eukaryota; Metazoa; Rotifera; Eurotatoria; Philodinida; Philodinidae
Source: the annotation of a GenBank genome assembly
AUGGAGGGUCGAUCUGAUCCAGCACCGUGUAUGUUAUCUGUUGGUCAUUCAGGUGUACAUAAAUGUGAUGCUGGCCAUGUGUGCCAACACAAAUGUCAAAUCUGUCAACUUCGUGGUGAUUUGCCUAAUCAAUGUCAUUAUCCUUAUCAACAUCAAACGCCGGAGCAUCAUCAAUGUGAACGUCUUCAUCAAUGUCCAAAGGCAUGUGCCAUGUGCCAAGAACCCUGUCCGAUUCCAUUUGACUUCCAAGAGCAUGAUCAACAUCGAUGUUCAAGCACAGUCUGUUGGAAAGAUUGUAUGUUCUCAUGCGGGAGAAAAUGUGUUACUGAGGAUCAUGCUCAUGAUUCAACAACUGAACUGGUUCAAAUCCUCAAAGGGACAGAAACACAAUCGAUGAAGAGACAUCUAUGUGGUUCAAGUCAUCGUUGUCUUGUCAUUUGUGACACUCCUGGUGUUUCUAAACAAGAAUACAAAACGCAACAGAAAACUUGGCAAACUCAAUCAGGUGAAGAGUUUCUCUAUGAUCACAUCGAAGUAAAUGAGAUCCGAGGUGAAUGUGAAAAUGUCAUUCCUCCAUCACAAUAUUCACAUGGCCAGAGUAACAAAGAACAUCGUUGUGGUGGACAACACACAUGUCGAGAACGAUGCCAAGAUUGUAAUACAUUCUGCCGUGAAGCUUAUGAACAGAUCGAGAUUCAAUCAAAUGAAAAUGUCAUACGAAGAUACAAGAUAGGUGAAUCAUCUCAGCCUGAGAACUGUUCUGUGUCGUGUAAACGUCGUGGUCGAGGUCAUUAUCAUCUUGUCGAAUGUCCUGGAGGAGAGAAUUGUUAUGAAAAGAAACUUGGAACAAAAGCCAAGCAUUCGAAUGAUGUUUAUUAUUAUGGAGUAGAUGAAGCAAGUGCCAAGAAGUAUGAUCAGAUCUUAUGUUCUGCUUAUUGGUCUCGAAUUAGAUGGCCACCACCAGUGACUGAUGUUGAUCGAAAGUUGAUCGAUUCAUACAGCUUCUUCUGUAGUGAACAUGCACCACGAGAUAAAAAUAAUGUGAUUAUCAAAGAUUCAGCGAAAGGGUUUUGUACAUUGGGUGCAUGGCAUAGUGAUUCACAUGCUUUUGAAUGUCAAAAUGAACAUCUUACUGAAGAUAGCUAUGAAGGAGUUGAUGUUUGUUUUGUGAUUGAUACCACAGGAUCAAUGGCAUCAUACAUUGGGCAAGUAAAAUCCACUAUUAUGCGUAUCAUUCAAGAAAAUGAGAUAAAACUGAAGGAAAUCAAAAAAAGCGGUACAUUUCAAUUUGGUAUCGUUGAUAAUCGCGAUCAUGAACCCGAGGGCGAUUAUGUGUGUCAUCGAUGUGAAUUUACUAAUCAUCGAGCGGCAAUUGAAUAUGUGAAGACAUUGAAAGCUGAUUCUGGAGGAGAUACUGCUGAGACCGUUUUGGAUGGUCUAGAUGCUGCUUGUAAUCUGAAAAGGCGUGAGAAAUCCGAUCAUCUUCUCUUCCAUGUUCUUGAUUCGCCACCGCACGGGAAAACAUAUAGCACCAGUGGAGAUCAUUGGCCUGAUGGAUGUCCCUAUGGAAAGACAGCAGAAAAUGUCCUAAGCACCAUGAAGAAGAAGAAGAUUGGCUACAAUGUUUUACGUUGUUCUUCAUCUCUAAACAUGAUGAUUAGUGAGUUUCAGAAACACAUCGAAGUAAAGACAUUAAAAUUCAGCGAAAUUAGUUUUGAAAAUAUCAUUACUACACGAGUUCAUCAACAAUUGAUUGAUACAGAAAUGACUUUGAAGAAACUUCAUGCUUGA